Paramecium pentaurelia is the source of this 590-nucleotide messenger RNA. The record is from the annotation of a GenBank genome assembly. NCBI's taxonomy places the organism in Eukaryota, Ciliophora, Oligohymenophorea, Peniculida, Parameciidae.
AAUGAAAUGCGAAGUAAAAACUGUAAAGCUCAAAAUAAUAGGACUCACUGAUUUAAAUAAAAUAAUCAGAAAUUCUUCUUAUCAAAUAAAAGUUUAUUUUGGAGGUGCAAGAUAAUUAACUAAAAUAUUAAAUUACUAUGUAGGUAUUUAAUCUAACCUUAAGACUAGCUACUGAAUAAAUUGAAAUUAAUUAGAAUUUUGAAUUGAGUAGUAUUCAUGGAAAACAAUUAUAAUUUUGGUUAUUUGAUAAAUUGAAAAAUAAGUUUAUUGGAGCAGGUUCAUUUGAAUUGACUGAGGUUGAGGGAUUUCAAUUAUUAGAUUUAAAAAUUGAUACAAUUAUCACAUGCGUUUUGAUGUUUGAAUUAACUGUUGAAGUUUAGAAUAUUUAUUAGCCUGUUAUUUUAGAGGAUGAUAAUAUUAUUUUGAAGAAAGAUGAUUCUGAAGAGAAGAGAAAAGAAUUAGAAAGAUUAGAAUAAGAAGAAAAACUUAAAAAAUAAUAGGAGGAAGAAAGAAGAUUAUUAUAAAAUUAAAAUAAAGUUUCAAUUGUCACAUUAACAAAUAGAUAUGUUGAAGAUUAAUCUUAUUAUUGA